Molecule: messenger RNA, 1768 nt
Organism: Pimephales promelas (fathead minnow)
Lineage: Eukaryota; Metazoa; Chordata; Actinopteri; Cypriniformes; Leuciscidae
Gene: vapa
Product: VAMP (vesicle-associated membrane protein)-associated protein A
Biological process (GO): neuron projection development
Cellular component (GO): endoplasmic reticulum membrane; plasma membrane
Molecular function (GO): FFAT motif binding
Source: RefSeq, a predicted model, not a curated record
UGCGCAUUGCGACCACUGCUGCAGAAGCGAUUCUGAUGAUCCGCGUCUUUUUUGUCUUUUAAUUAAAUAGACAUAUGUGGAAAUAUGAUAACAACUGUUAAGAAAUACAUUUAAAAACAACUACAACAGUUUGCUCUCUGUUCAUCUAUUCUAAGUGACGUGUCCCGCCGUGCGCGCAGCCGGCCUGCCUCCUCCACUCACUGUGCUCGAGCCGCGCGCGGGUGUGUGAGUGUGUAUGUGUGAUCGUGAGUGCGCGCGCGUGCGUCGUGGCCGGGGCUCUUGAGCAGCACGCGAGUGUGUGUGUCCCGUUUAACGGCUGUCAUGUCCAAACUGGAGCAGAUUCUGAUCCUCGACCCGUCGAGCGACCUCCGUUUCAAAGGACCUUUCACAGAUGUGGUGACCACUAACCUGAAGCUGAGGAACCCGUCCGACAGAAGAGUAUGUUUCAAAGUCAAGACGACAGCGCCUCGCCGGUACUGUGUGAGGCCCAACAGCGGCCUCAUCGACCCCGGCGCCACCGUCAUUAUCUCAGUGAUGCUUCAACCGUUUGAUUACGACCCGAACGAGAAGAGCAAACACAAGUUCAUGGUGCAGACCAUCUUCGCGCCGUCCGGAGCGACGGACCUGGAGGCGAUGUGGAAAGAUGCCAAACCGGACGACCUGAUGGACUCUAAACUGCGCUGUGUGUUCGACAUGCCCUCGGACAGCGAGAAGAUGAGCGAGCUGGAGUCCACCAAAGCGUCGUCGGCUCUGAGCGCGUCGAAGGCCGAUGGCCCGGCCGGAUCCAGGAGCACCGAUGAUGCGGAGAUGAGGAAGGUCGUGGAGGAGUGCAAGAGACUACAGACAGAAGUGGGGAAACUGCACGACGAGAACCGCCAACUCAGGGACGAAGGGCUGAGGAUGAGGAAGGCUAAUCAGUACGACAGCUCGGUCUCGAAGUCUUCCUCGAUGCUGAGUAAAGAGCCGGGUUCGCGCUCGCUCCCGUCGCUGCUCGUCGUCAUCGCCGCGAUCUUCAUCGGCUUCUUCCUCGGGAAGUUCGUCUUGUAGAGUCGGUGUGUGUUCUGGCGAGACGAGCGCGUUCAUGUCCACACCCGUCGAGACGAGCCCUACGGCAGCGGGAGUAAACGUGUCUGUGUACAGGAUCAUUCAAACAGGCCUUGCCUUUCUCACACGGUUAGUACACACACUAGCACACACACACACACACUCACACACGCACACACACUCACUCUCGUUUCUCCCUCUUUUCCGCCGUCUGGGGGUUUUCUGUGGGUCGGGGAAGCAGAAAUCGUCCAUUUUGUCGAAGCAUCACUAGCAGUCUCGCUGAGGCACGUGUGUGUGUGUAGAGACCUUGACAAGUCAACCUAUGAAUAAAUAAAAGGACGUGUUUCUCUUUUUCUCUGUGGUUUUAUUAAAGCGUUUAAUGGAAUGUUUUAAGUGUGUCAUGUACAUGUUCUUUUAGAUUCUGUUGAGAAAAAUGGGAAAUGCAGAUUCAUCGUUAAUAAAAGAAAAACAAACCAGUCGUCUUCGCUACUUUGUCGCCGGAUGGUCACGUGACACACACGUUCCACGUUUAUUUUCUUGAAUGUGACGAGGUCCGCUGGGAAAGACAUGUUUUCCCGCUGACACAAACCCAUUCCAGUCGUUUCAUGGAUUUCUUUAUGCAGAUUAUAUAUUCAAUUGUGAGGCAACUUGACUGAGUACAGCGCCAUGUUGCAGUCGUGUCCCGUGGUGAUGAACGUGGCUGAAAUAAAGAAUCUUUAACACA